This is a messenger RNA of Mycena citricolor, 419 nucleotides long. The record is from the annotation of a GenBank genome assembly. Lineage: Eukaryota; Fungi; Basidiomycota; Agaricomycetes; Agaricales; Mycenaceae.
GUCGCUGGCAGCUGCUGUCUAAUCUGCAGAUGAGACGGUCUCUUCGUCCGACAUUUAGGCAGCGCUCGAUGGGAUGUAUCCCGAUGGCGUAUGUAUCCCGAUGGCGCCAAGCGUUUUAUAUGCUUGGCUUGUCGUUUUCGGGUGGUCUAUGAUGGCCAGGACAUGUUUGUGUGUCUUACUUGCUGCCAUACGUGGCAGGUGACGACUCUCACGCUCCUGCGUCUGUCACGGAUACUCUCGGUCCGCUGGAAGGCAGUGCCCCAUGUCCUGCCUCGCGCCAAGAUGACCUUCUCAAGCUACACUGUCUAGAUCCCUCGCCCUCGAAGCGACUCAGGAUCUCAGGCUAUAUCUAUUGCAUCUGCGCGGAGGAUUUGGCGGACUGGUACUCUUGUCUGCCCUAACACGCGGUCUUCUGGGCC